Molecule: messenger RNA, 2211 nt
Organism: Penicillium malachiteum
Lineage: Eukaryota; Fungi; Ascomycota; Eurotiomycetes; Eurotiales; Aspergillaceae
Gene: lysF
Product: homoaconitase LysF
Exons: 5
Biological process (GO): L-lysine biosynthetic process
Molecular function (GO): homoaconitate hydratase activity; 4 iron, 4 sulfur cluster binding
Source: RefSeq, a predicted model, not a curated record
ACUACCUCCUCCUCUAUUUCCUCUCCUCGCACAAACUAUGGCGCCUUCCCUGCAUCGCAACGACAGUUCUCCACCUCGCGACCCUUCGCCGAGAAGCAGUCAAGCCAGACCCUAACAGAGAAGAUCGUACAGCGUUAUGCUGUUGGUCUUCCAGAGGGAAAGUUUGUUCAGAGCGGUGACUAUGUCAGCAUUUCUCCGCAACAAUGCAUGACCCACGAUAACUCGUGGCCCGUUGCCUCCAAGUUCAUGUCUAUGGGCGCUACUCGUAUCAACCGCCCCGAACAGAUUGUCAUGACCCUCGACCACGACGUUCAGAACACCUCCGAGUCCAACCUCAAGAAAUACAAGCAGAUCGAAGCCUUCGCCAAGGAACAUGGUUGCGAUUUCUGGCCUGCGGGUCGUGGUAUUGGUCACCAGAUUAUGGUGGAGGAAGGAUAUGCCUGGCCUGGUACUAUGGCGGUCGCCUCCGACAGCCACUCCAACCACUAUGGUGGUGUUGGCUGUCUCGGUACGCCUAUUGUGCGUACCGAUGCUGCCAGUAUUUGGGCUACAUCACGCACCUGGUGGCAGAUUCCCCCUAUCGCGCGGGUCACGUUUAAGGGAACCCUGCCGGUCGGUGCUACUGGUAAGGAUGUUAUCGUUGCUCUGUGUGGACUUUUCAAGGACGAUGUUCUCAACCACGCUGUCGAGUUCACUGGAUCCGAGGAAACAAUGCUGAGCUUGCCUAUUGACACCCGUAUGACCAUCGCCAACAUGACCACCGAAUGGGGCGCUCUCAGUGGCUUGUUCCCCAUCGACACCGGCCUCGAGCGCUGGUUGAGAUACAAGGCCACGGAGGCAGCUAUGCUGGAUGAGCGCACUACUCGCAAGCGUAUCACCCACGAGAGGAUAGACGAGCUGUUUGCCAACCGUCUUGUCGCAGACCCUGAUGCUACAUUCGCCAAGCAGCUUUACUUGGAUCUGUCUACUAUCUCUCCUUAUGUCUCUGGUCCCAACUCCGUUAAGAUUGCCACACCAUUGAACGAGUUAGCCCCACAGAACAUCAAGAUUAACCGUGCAUACAUCGUCUCAUGCACUAAUGGUCGUGCUUCCGACUUCAAGGCUGCCGCCAAGGUCUUCAAGGACGCUGCUAAGGCCAACCCCGAUACCCCUCCUAAGAUUGCUGACGGCGUCCAGCUCUACAUUGGCGCUGCCUCUUCAUUCGAGCAAGAGGCUGCCGAGGCCAACGGCGACUGGCAAGCCCUGGUUGAUGCUGGUGCCCAGCCUCUCCCUGCUGGCUGUGGCCCAUGUAUCGGUCUGGGUAAGGGUCUCCUGGAGGACGGAGAAGUUGGAAUCUCCGCUUCCAACCGAAACUUCGUUGGUCGUAUGGGCUCCCGCUCAUCACAGGCCUACCUGUCCAGUCCCGAGGUCGUGGCUGCUAGUGCUCUUAGCGGUGUUAUCUCCGGCCCAGGUACUUACGAAGUGCCUGAGGGCUACACCGGUGUCGAGUACGGAUACGGUACCGGUGCCCCGGAUACCACUGAGAGCAAGCUCUCCGAUAUGGUUUCGCAGCUCGACUCGCUUAUCAACCGCGUCGAGUCCAUGGAUACCACUUCCGAGUCCAACACUGAGGUCCUUCCCGGAUUCCCCGAGAGGAUCAGCGGUGAGAUUGUCUUCUGUGACGCUGAUAACCUGAACACUGAUGGUAUCUACCCCGGUAAAUUGACAUACCAGGACAACGUCUCGAAGGAGGAUAUGGCUCGCGCCUGUAUGUCUAACUACGACCCCGAGUUCGACGGUAUUGCCAAGCCAAAUGAUGUCCUCGUUACUGGUUUCAACUUCGGCUGUGGAUCUUCACGAGAGCAGGCCGCUACUGCUAUUCUUGCUAAGCAGAUCCCACUGGUUGUUGCCGGUAGUUUGGGAAAUAUCUUCUCCCGUAACUCUAUCAACAACGGACUGGUUAGCUUGGAAAUUCCUCGCGUUCUUGAGCGUCUUCGUGCCCGAUUUGCCGAUGAUGCCAAUGGUGCUCAGCUGACUCGCCGAACCGGCUGGACCCUGACUUGGGACGUGAAGCGCAGUCUUGUUGAGGUUCAGGAGGGUGAGAGUGGUGAGACCUGGACUGAGCAGGUUGGUGAACUGCCGGCAAACGUGCAGGCCAUUAUUGCCGCCGGAGGUUUGGAAAGCUGGUGCAAGGAGGAGGUUGCCAAGCUGGCUGCUGAGCCACGCGACUAG